Messenger RNA from Daldinia decipiens, 1730 nucleotides. RefSeq lists its product as uncharacterized. The transcript has a single exon. Bases 422 to 1630 code for a protein of 402 amino acids. The record is from RefSeq and is a predicted model, not a curated record. NCBI's taxonomy places the organism in Eukaryota, Fungi, Ascomycota, Sordariomycetes, Xylariales, Hypoxylaceae.
UAACGUGUAAUAGUCACAUUAAUGCUAUAGCUAUCGGAUAAUUCUAUAUUCCCCCUUUUCUUAUAAUUAUGAUAUUGCUUGCUGAUAGCAUUUAUCAGUCCCAAAAUUAACACCCACAACAACAUUCGAGGUCAUGCGAGUAUAAAUAAUUUACCUAUCAUAGUAGAACAUAACAACUACAUUGUUCAGUCUGUCAGUCGUGAUCUCAAAGUACGGUAAACUAACAGGGAUAUGGUAUCUGAUCGUUCAAGUACAAAUAUGCAACAAUGCUCAAAGGUUUUAGUAUAAGAGGUAGACAGAAAAGAAACAUCCGGUAUCAGAAUUUUAUCCGCAUAUUAUAUUCGGUACAAGACCUGAAUUUGCUAUCAUAUCCCAUAAUCCCUUAACCUAGUAUCUGCAUAUCAAAAGUCAAAUAUUCACAAUGGCACCGAAGCUUCAAUUCGACGUCAUGGCGAGAGUUGCCCAACACAUGGAGAUUUGGCAAUGUCUCCGAAUGGGACGUAUGAAUAAGAAAUUAAAUAAUGUGGUCUUCAACCACACCGUAAGAUAUAUUUUCGAGAAUCCGCAGCGAUAUCGCGCUCUUCAACCGAUCGAGUAUGCUUUCACAACUGGUAAUAUUGGCCUGUUGACUACUCUUCGUGACAUAGUAGUUACAAGUAAUGUGAGGGUUCCACAGGGUUGGUCGUACACAGUGGAUUUUGGUUCAGUUGUGCGAGAAGUUCUCGACUUUGAGUCCAUGAAGCAAUGCCUCACGAACCCCGAGGGCUAUAAGUGCUUUCAACUUCUCAUCGACACGGCUAUUUCGACAGGCACUGUGCCUUCCUUGGACCUCUGGGGCAUACAUAGUCCUUCGAUGUUACUGGGAAAUUCCAUAAAACAAGACUGUUAUGACGCCGUCGCAGUUAUUCUGAGACGGCGAACAGAACUUGGCCUUGACCGUUUCUUGAGCGAGAUGUGCUUCGAAAACAUUCCUGUAAUGGAUGGUUAUCUUUCUCAAUAUCAUGUCUCGGAAAGAAUGAUUGAAUGUCUUAUUAUCUGCACUGGCUUGCCAUUUCACUCCGCCUGUGGCAUGGCAUUUGUAGGUGCCAUCAAUUUUCUUCUUACGAAUAGCCCGGAGUUACAGAACAGUCCGGACCAAGUGUUAGCUGGUUUCGAUCAUCUUAUUACGUCCCCAUCCUGGUAUGGCAACCCGGGUGAAUCGGGCCGAAGCAUCAUGAGGUGCAUUAACGCGCUUGGCAGGUUUAUUCGGACUAAAACCGGAGCGCCAGUUCCUGUCGAUACGGUAGGGAAGCUGCUAAAUCAAAUAUGGAGAAUUAUUAAUCCAAUUGUAAGAUUCGUGGCAGGUGUUGGUGACGCAGAAGGCGUAACCCAAGAGCAAUUAUUAGAUGAAAUGACUCGAUCUGUCUGGUGCCAGCAAUAUUCUAGAGUAUUCAACGCCAUCAUCGAUCUGAAUCCAAGGUUCUCAAAUAUUCCGAAUAGGAACGCUGAUGGGACUGCACGGCUAGGACAUGUACGCUUUGUCGACCUCGUUAACCGAGAAAAUAUCAAUCUUCCCCUGAAUUUCAACUGGAAUGCGUAUGAUAGGAGUAUUUUCAAUGGGGGCCAGGUACCUGACGAUGGUGAUAAUUGAAGAUGUUCUUGAUUAUCCAUCUAAGAGUAUUAAGAGAUACAUAUACCUAGAUUAGCAUUGUUUUAUACAAAAGUAUUGUUUAAUAAAUAUUCAGUUAAUC